Messenger RNA from Mizuhopecten yessoensis (Yesso scallop), 1118 nucleotides. Its product is annotated as gamma-glutamylcyclotransferase-like. Bases 50 to 571 code for a protein of 173 amino acids. Gene Ontology annotation, molecular function: gamma-glutamylcyclotransferase activity. The record is from RefSeq and is a predicted model, not a curated record. NCBI's taxonomy places the organism in Eukaryota, Metazoa, Mollusca, Bivalvia, Pectinida, Pectinidae. The transcript has 3 exons.
UUACCGGGACGCUCGUUGCAAUGCGAGUCUGAUAAAAUUCUCCUAGGAAAUGGAUUCGGAAACAUUUCUUUAUUUCGCCUAUGCCAGCAAUUUACUAAAAGAACGACUUCAACUUGAAAACCCUAGCGCUACGUUUGUAGCUAUUGGCAAAUUAGAGAAUUACAGAUUCUGUUUUGAUACUAAUGGCGACCCUACAGCAUGUGAAAUGAAAGGGGCCAUGGCUAACAUUGAGCCACAGCCUGGGGCUGAGGUUUGGGGUGUGGUCUGGCGACUGGACAAGGAUGACAUGGACAGUUUGAACAGACAAGAACAUGAACACCAACCCCUCACUGUCAAGGUGAUCUCCCAGGACCAAGGGUUUGAGUGUCACUGCUUCAAGAUGAUUCCUCAAACAGUCAAGACUACUUGGGACAAGCGACCUUCGCCUCAAUACAAAGAAAUCAUACUGCUUGGUGCUCGGCAAUCCGACCUCCCCACGGAAUACACACAUGAGCUGGAGAAAUGGGACGACAACAAUUACCAAGGACAGGUUGACGUCUACGAUCGAGUUAUGAAAAUUAUGCAAAAUUAAUUUUCAAAGAAAAAUAACUGAAGAGGGACAACAACAAACUAAAAAUAAUGCAUACCGUUUAAUAAGAACAAAAUCAAAAUUAAUACAAGCAAUAAAAAUUAAGAAAAAUAUAAUUUGCAUCACAAGUGUCAUUUGUUCUGUUUUUUAAAAUCAUGAAACUGUUAAUAUACAGUAUCAGCACUAUGGCUAAUACAACAGAAUUACCAUAAAACUGCAACUAAUGCUAAACCCAAUUACUAAAACAAGUGUCAACACUAUGGAGCUAAAAUAGAAUUACCAUAGGUUUAAACUUAUGCUGAACCAAUUACUAAAACAGGUGUCAGCACUUUAGAGCUAAAAUAGAAUUACCAUAGGUUUAAACUAAUGCUAAAACCAAUUACUAAACAGGUGUCAGCACUAGAGAGCUAAAAUAGAAAACCAUAAAGUUUAAACUUAUGCUAAAACCAAUUACUAAACAGGUGUCAGCACUAUAGAGCUAAAAUAGAAUUACCAUAAAGUUUAAACUUAUGCUUAAACCAAUUACUAAAACAGGUGUCAGCACUAUAGA